Molecule: messenger RNA, 804 nt
Organism: Andrographis paniculata
Lineage: Eukaryota; Viridiplantae; Streptophyta; Magnoliopsida; Lamiales; Acanthaceae
Exons: 3
Coding region: 1-804 (267 amino acids)
Source: RefSeq, a predicted model, not a curated record
AUGGAUAGUGAUGAUGAUGGUGAUCAACAUGUCGACGAAGAAUUAUACUUUCAAUUGAUGGUUCAAGAGAAGGUGCACCUCGGUGACGGAAUUACAUCUACCGUGAUCGUGAAGAAAGACAUGAAGAGUUUUGGAACGAUUAUCUCUCUGAGACUCCUCGAUUUCCUGAAUCAUUUUUUCGGCAGAGAUUUCACAUGCGUCGUGAGCGUCGACGAAGUCAUAAAGAUUGGGGGCACAACAUCUCGGAGGGCAACGUUGGAGUUAUGUAAUUCAAUCAUUGACCUUUAUAAAGAGCAAUAUUUACGUGAUCCAACUACUGAGGAUCUUGCGCGUCUCUUAUCCGAAAACAAAUUGCGUGGGUUUCUCGGGAUGAUUGACUCGUUAGACUGUAUGCAUUGGCGAUGGGAUGCAUGUCCCAUUGCUUGGCGCGGCCAGUACAAUGGACGUUAUGGGUACCCAACGUUAAUAUUGGAGGCUGCUACAUCUCAGGAUCUAUGGAUAUGGCAUGCAUUUUUCGGGAUGCUAGGCACAAAUAAUAAUGUAACCGUUUUGGAUCAUUCGCUGUUAUUCAACAAAUACAUGGACGGCACGGCACCACCAGUUGAGUACGAGGUAAACGGGACAUUGUAUAAUUUGCCAUAUUAUCUGACGGACGGAAUAUAUCCUAAGCAUGCCUUCUUUAUGCAAGCAGUCAGAAAUCCAAUUACUGCUAAGGAAAAAGCGUUUAUAAUUUCGCAAGAGGCUUGUCGGAAAGAUAUCGAGAGGGCAUUUGGAGUACUCAAACAAAAAUGGCGAAUUUUGUAG